Messenger RNA from Phyllotreta striolata, 8573 nucleotides. NCBI's taxonomy places the organism in Eukaryota, Metazoa, Arthropoda, Insecta, Coleoptera, Chrysomelidae. The record is from the annotation of a GenBank genome assembly.
UUCGAUCAAUAUUUCGCAAACUGUUCUAGCCGUGCCGUGACUGGGCUUUUUCUUGUCCUCAAGUUACCCGAUUUUCAAACUUCUCAUUGUCAGUCAGUUUCCAAUCAACGUGUUACAGAAAUACAUGGAAAAGAUGGAUACUGAAACUGGCGAAAUGAUCGUAAAACGAGUCAGCGUUCCCAUAGGUUUAGAAGAAUUGAUGGAAGGUUUAGUAAAGGAAGUACUGCUAAAAAAACCCGAUGACAUCUACCUAUUCGCAGCAAGAUAUUUCGCCAAUCUUCUAACUAUAAGGGAUAGACUACCCAUAAAUCGAACAAAAACCGUAAGGACCAUCCAAACGAUGAAAGUAAGAACAGACAAAACUCCCGCUCUAGCCAAAAACUCCAGGUUAUCAAAACCAUUGAGCACCAAGGAAGAGUUGCCCGUGAUAACACCAAUUACCUCUCAUAAACCCAAAAUGCAUCAAAGAAACGAACUGAAAUAUAACAGAAGAAGACAUACUGGCCCUCAGACUGUCAUACCAAAUGCUCAGCAAGUAGCGAUUAGAAGAAAAUACGCCAAAAGCGUCUCCGGAGAUCAGCAGAAAGUAAUAAUGGAAACCAACAAUAACAAAAACAAAGCUCAAAUUUUGAGAGAAAAGUUAACUGAGAAAAGCGCCACCGAACGAAAUAACAACCUGGCAAAAAGUAGCAUCCAAAAUACUGAAGAUACAAAGGAAGAAAACUCGAAAAUAAUUGAAAAACAGGUUGAUCCUAUCAAAAAAUUCGUUGAUGAGUCAACGAAGCUGGUAGCAUCCGAAAAUAUUGAUACUUCACAUAUAAAUCCAGAAAAUUUUAAACGUGAAAAAAAUAGCCAAAGUAGCACUAAUAAUCUGGAACAAAGUGGUUUAAAUGACGCUACUAAAGCUAUUACAGUCGAAACAAAUAGUAACACAAGCAAGAGUAAAAUUGAUGAAAUUGUUGAUCAAAAUACUGUCAACAUUGACAACAAAAAGGAAGAACAUUCCAAUGCAGAGUCAAAACCUGAAUCUAACAAUAAAUUAGAUAUGGAUGAUAAUAAAGAAGAAAACAUAACUGAUGAAGAACUUCACACCGUUAAACCAGACUUUACUAGCAAUGAAAAACAUGAGAUGUCUAACAACGAAGAUAAAGGAGAUAAAAGUAAUAAAAUUAUUCAAAAGAGCGAAAAUUCUCUGAAAGAAAUAAUCAGUAGAAGCAGUUCAGCAGUUCAGCUUGAUGAUGAAAACAAAAAACAUGAAGAAAUAGUUCCACAAAUAUCAACCAGUGAUAAAAUAGAACAAAAAAAAGAAAACGAUCUUUCGAAAAAUCAAAUCUCUACUAAACACGAUGUAACUGAUGAGAAAGAAGAGAAAAUAGAAGUUAAAAAUGAAGAGUUGAAUAAAAAUAUAACAAAGGAACAAAAAGAAAAUAAUUUAGCAAUCACUGAAGAUAACGAAUUGAUGAGUAAGAAUAAAAACGGGCAAUAUCAAGAUAAUGAUAAACAUUCAGAAUAUACGAAUGUGAUUCCAUUCAAUAAAACUGUGGAUGAUGAGGUAAUAAGUAAAGUACUGCUUUAUAAUGUACCUGACUUGAAAAAUGGCGAACCAGCAAAAAUUGUUGAAUUAAAUGUGCUAAAAUCAAUUUCGAAUAGUAAAGAAGAAGAACCAAAAAUUAAGGAAAUUACAAAUUUAUUGGACAAAAAAGAAACAACGGAUUAUAAAACAUACGAGGAAAACCCAAAGCAGGACGAAAAAGAAUUUAGUGAGGACAGUUUGGAAUUUAUUGAGGAGAAAAAAAUUGAAGGAAAGAAAAUAAAUAAUAAAGAAAACGAUGGUAAAAAUGAAAAUUUUAAGGGCACUUCGAAUGAGUUGGAAAUAGGUGAAACAACAACAGAAGAACCAAUAUUAAAAAGAAUUGUAGAAGAAAAUAAUUUAAAGGAAGAUUAUGAAAAAUCUAACUUACAAGCAGCAGAUACAUCAAUUGAUAAAACGGAAAUUAUUAAUAUUAUCAACCCUAAUGUACAAGUAGAUGUAAACGAAAUCAAAAGUAAUGAAGAAAUAACCGACGUGAAUAAAUUGGAUAAAGAACAAUCUAGUCAAAAUAUCGACAUUAUCGAAGAGAAGAACAUAAAACCUCCUAAAUUGAAUGAAAAAGAACUUAAUAAACAGGCUUCUACAGAGACUUCUCCAAGAAAUGUCGAAACCCUGAAUAAAAAUGAAGCCAAAGAAGAUGAAAAAGACCGAAAGGUAACUGUUGAUUCCAUUUUAGACCAGAAAUCCGUUGAUAAUAAAACAUAUCACGAUAUUGAUUCAAAUAAAGAAAAUAGUGAUCAAGCACCUUUCUUGAAAGAUUCUGUUGAACAAAUUACAAAAACAAAUUCUGAAGAUUCGGCAACAAACAAUGCACCAAUUGAGAAGAGUUUAGAAGAAACAAAAAUCGUUAACAGUCUAGUAUUAGAAACUACUCCUGAUUUUGAUGGUACAAAACAAGAAGUUGAAGUAAAUACAGAUAAAUCUAACGAUAUUAAAUCAACCGAAAAAAAUAAUCGAAUCACAGAUGAUGUAAAAAUAAAUAAUGAAGCAGGUGAAGUUUCAGAAAUAACUAAACAAGAUAAUGUGCAAAUAGAAUCAGCAAAGAUUAUAGCAGGAAAUAAUGCGGAAUUCGCAAAUAUCGAUGGAAAAGAAAAACAAUUAUUAACUGAUGACAAGCAAUCAAAUAAUGUUCGAAUGGCUGAUGAAAUUAUUAUGCGAACGGAGAAGAAUGUUGAUUUGACGAGCAAAGCUACUACAAAAGUGACUAAUACAGACGAAUCAAUAGAUACAGCUGAGGUUAAAAAUAAUAAAAACGAAACAAAUAUAGCGCAAGAAAGCAAUGCAAAUAAAUCGAAGAUAGAUAAAAUAUACAAGGAGAGUGACAGCAACGAUAUGAUAAGGAAUGUUAAUUUGAGUAAUAACAAAUCUGAAGGAGCAAAUGAACACCUGAAAAAUAUUAGUAAGAUAGAAGAAACAACAAGGAACGUACCUGAAAGUGACAGCAGUAAGAGUGAAGUAAAUGUUGAUGUUAAUAAAAAAAGUAGUCAAACAAAUAAUACUCAAGGUUCUACUAAGGAUUCUGUAACAAAUUUAAAACCAGUUGAAAAUAAAGAAGAGAACAAAACUGAAAUAUCAACAAUAAAAAGUGACGAUAUCAUCAAAAAGGAAAGCGAAAUCAGCGAUGAACAUAAUGUUGAAGUUAAUAAAAUUAUUGAAAAGAACAACAGUAGUGAAGAAAACAAAAUUGAAGAACGAGUUAAAGAAAGUACAAAAAGUAAAAGUGAAACUUCAACUUCGAAGCUUAACGAAAUAAUUGAAAAUCAAAAAAAUAUUGAAGAGAAUUUAAUUAAUGAAGAGAAACGAAUUAACGACGAAAAUACAAUUAAAGACGAGAAAACAAUUAAUCAACAGAAUACAAUUAAAAAAGAAAAAACAAUUAAUCAAGAAGAUGUAAUUAAAGAAGAGAAAACCAUUAAAGACGAGAAAACGAUUAAUGAAGAGAACAAAGUUACAUAUGAAAAAGUUGAUGCGUUGACCAAUGUUGAGAAAACUGGUGAAACAUUUAAAAUGAAAAGUAAUUCGAAGGAUGAUUUAACCAAUUCGACACAUACUGAAGAAAAUAAAGACACAGAAACAAAUCUAUUGCAAAAGGAAGAAAAUAAACAGAACAGAAAUGAUGAUUCAAGUAUAAAAGGUGAUGAGUUAUUUACAAAAGAUUACAAAAGUAAUGCUAGCAAUCUUACAACAACUAAUACACUAUCUUCAAAAGAAGAUAUAUUAGAUACUGCGAACCAUAAAGAAAAUAACGAACGAGAAGUAUCCAUUGAAAUUGCAAACUCAAGUGACGAUAACAAAAAUAUUAAAAAAGAAAAUUUGUUAGUAACAAAUGCCAAAGAUAUUCCAUCCGAAGAAGAGAGCCAGAUACUAAUAAAAAAUUCAGAAAAUUCCGGUGAAGAGGCUAACAAACAUUCUGAAGAAAAUGAAGCAAUUAUUAGCGACGAACAAGAUAAAGCUACCGACACAUCCAAACGACUAAAAAGAGCAGUGUCCUUCGAAGAAGAAGAUUCUUCAAAUUUAGCUGAACUCGAUAAACAAGAAGCAGAUAAUAAUCUAGUUGACAGAGUAGCUAAAAAUUACGUUUCUUAUGUUAUCGACAAAGACCGAUAUGUAACAAACGAUAGAGAAUCACUAGAAAAAGUUGAUGUAAAUGUAACUAACCAGGGCAUAAGUAGCAGUAAUGAAUAUAACGAAAAUCGCGAAACUCAACGAAACAACGAAAAUACUGAAGAAAAAACUGAAAUUGGAUCUAACCUCACAAGAAAUUCUGAAUUACACGAAGAUAAAAAAGAAUUAAUAAUAACCGCUGCUGAGCAAUUGGUAAGUUCCACACUAUUGAUGGCUGAAACGGGUCUCAUCGAACAUAAAGUCAAAAAUUUCCUAAACGAUUUUAUUAGCAGAGAACAGAACAAUACUUCUACAGUAGAUAAUGCAAAUCAACACCAUAAAUUACUAACUAAAACCAACAGUUUGGACGACAUUACGACUAAACCACCAAAUGGCGUGAAAAGAACAAUCAGUUUCGACAGCGCCAAACUUCACCAAGAACUGAGAAAAGUAGAAGAAGAAUCGAAACUGGCGAGCUUCAAAACUACUUUUAAUCCGUUCCUGCUGCGAAAAGAAAUAGAGGAGGCCUCAAAAUCGGAAAACACUGUAGUUUUAACCUCGUUAAAUUUCGCUCAAAUAUCCAAUGCGACCGUGAAGAUCCAAAGAGUUUGGAGAAAAUUUCGCAAAAUGAAGCAACUAAAAUAUAAAAGUGAAGAAAAUGGUAGAAGUUCCGAUAAAGGUGAAAAUUUAAAGUGUGACAGUGGAGUAAAUAAAGAUCUUUCGACGACUGUUCGAGCAGCUCUCUUGAUUCAGAAGAUGUGGAAGGGGUUUAGAGCAAGGAAAGAAUUGCGAUUGAUGAAAAUUGAGGCACAUUUAAAGAAAAAUACUUCUAGUAAACUAGAAGGUAAAUUAGAAAACCCCGAAUUAUUCACGAAAGAUGGAGCGGAUGAAAAUAGCUCGGAAUUAACCAACAACCAUAAGUUCACAGAAGACGGAGAGGACAAAAUUGCUUCGGAAGACAGAAGAUUAUUCAGUGCAGAUUCCACUGGUUCCACAAACACGGUAAUAUUCAACAGCAACAGCUCGAAAGAAGAACAAUUUCACAAUGACGUCGGUCUUCUUCUUGACGAACAAAUCGACUAUCCUACCGUCGAAGAAGAACAUCUACUGGACAACUAUCAGAGCAAGUUACUGGACAAAAUAUCGGGCAAAGAAGACUGCUCGAAAUUUGACAUUCAGGCUUACGAGAAGAUCGUCUCCCCCAAACGAAUCGAUUUGGAACAACUUAAAGAAGAAGUACAUGUGCCGAUAGUGCCCAAAACUGCACCGAAAUUAAACAGAUCGUUGAGCUCGAAAUUGGAGAUUUUGGAGGAAGAAACCUCGAACGCCGAAGAAGAUAAUGAAGAUAAUCAGGAUAACAAAAUCACAGAGAAAAGUGACAAAAUUGGAGAUGAAAAAUUGAAUACGAUAUGCCCCGACCCCACGCUUGUAUCACACGAUAAAAUAGCUGAUGAAGAAACGGUACCUGACAAUACAAGUAAAUCUCCGAGUAAACUUACAAACCUAGAAAACUUGCAAAUUCAAGAAACUCCAUUGGCUUCAUUACCGAUAGAAUUAAAAGAUAAACUAGAAACGGAGAACAAACCGGAAGAAUCCAGUAUCAAAACUGAUUUAGGUGAUUCACCUCCAGUUCUUUCUAAUGCGAGUAUUGAUAAUAUGAAUAUUCAGGAUUGUGCUAGUAAUCAUCCCCAUGAGGUUCAAGAAACUCUAAUAACACCAAUAGAGCAACAAAAUGAACCAGAACCCGGGUUUAAACCAGAAGACACCAGUAGCAAAACUAAUUUGGAUGAUUUACCUCCAAAUCUUUCAAAUGCGAAUAGUGAUAAUAAACAUCUUCAGGAUAGCGUCAGUAAUCCUCACAAUGCUGUUCAAGAAACUCUUGUAACAAAAUUAUCAACAGAGAAGCAAAAUAAACCAGAAACCGGCAUCAAACCAGAAGAGAACAGUACCAAAACUAAUUUGGUUGAUAUACCUCCGGUUCUUUCGGAUGUGAGUAGUGAAAAUAAAGAUCUUCAGGAUAGCACUAGAAAUCAUCCCGAUAAUGUUCAAGAAACUUUAAUAACACCAUUAUCAAUAGAACCACAAAAUAAACAAGAAGCUGGGUUUAAACCAGAAGAGGCCAGUAACAAAAUUGAUGUAGAUAAUGUAUCUCCAGUUCUUUCAAAUUCGAAUAUUGACAAUAAGAAUCUUCAAGAUAGUGCUAGUAAUCAUCCCCGUGAGGUUCAAGAAACUAUAUCAACACCAAUAGAAACACAAAAUAAACGAGAAACCGGGUUCAAACCAGAAGAGACCAGUAACCAAACUAAUUUGGAUGAUUUACCUCCAGUCCUUUCAAAUGCGAAUAGUGAUAAUAAACAUCAUCAGGAUAGUGUCAGUAAUCAUUACAAUGGAGUUGAAAAAACUCUAAUAACACCAUUAUCAACAGAUCAACAAAAUAAACCAAAAACCGAGUUUACACCAGAAGAGAACAGUAACAAAACUAAUUUGGAUGAUUUACCUCCACAUCUUUUAAAUGCGAAUACUGAUGAUAAAAAUCUUCAGGAUAGUGUCAGUAAUCAUCACAGUGGAUCUCAAGAAACUCUAAUAACACCAUUAUCAAUAGAUCAACAAAACAAACCAGAAACCGAGUUCAAACCAGAAGAAACCAAUAGUAAAACUGAUUUGGAUGAUAUACCUCCAGUACAUUCAAAUGCGAGUGGUGAUAAUAAAAAUCUUCAGGAUACUACUGGUAACCAUCAUGAUGAAGUUCAAGAAACUCCAAUAACAACAUUAUCAAUAGAGCAACCAAAUACACCAGAAACCGGGUUCAAGCAAGAAGACACCAGUAACAAAUCUAAUUUGGUGGAUUUACCUCCAGUUCUUUCUAAUACGAGUAGUUCUAGUACGAUUAGUGCUAGUAAUCAUCAUAGUACAUCAGCAUUACCUUUAGUACUUCAAAAUCAGGAAACCGAGGGCAAAUCAGAAGAAGUCAGUAGCAAAACAACUAUCGAAGAUUUAACAAGUAUAUCGAAAAUAGUUAAUAAAAACCUUCAGGACGGUACAAGUAAACAACACCAUGAAGUUCAAGAAACUCUAGUAAUACCAAUACCGAUAGAACUUCAAAAUAAAUUAAAAACCGAGACUAAAAUUGGCGGGAUUAACGAGAAAACGAGUUUGGAAGAUAUAUCUUCAGUACUUUCGAGUUCAGGUAUGGAUAUCAAGAAUCUCCAUGACACCGUCGCUUUGCCACUUAACGAACAACAAGUUGAUACCGGUAGAGUCCAACCAAUAUCGGUUCAGUUGUGUGAGACUUCAGAGCCCGAAAACUUGAUGACGCCGCGACGCUCGUCUACGGACGUCACCGACGCCGGCGACGCCGCAGGGACGCCUGCGCCGGGCAAAGCCGCCUUACGAGAGGAAGCGCCAGCGCCCGACCGGCUCGCCAGUGAUUCGACUACGCGGAACAUGGAAAGCGAAAAGCGCAGAAAAGUCGACGGCGCCAAGAUGGAAGCGCAAGCCGCUGCGAAGAUCCAGGCCGGGUUCAGGGGUUACCAGGUUCGGAAACAGCUCAAAUUGAAGAACGGUUCAUCGGAUAUGACGCCUGCAAAAAAAUCUUCUAGAUCCAAAUUAUCCGGGCAGGAUUCGUCCAAAUGCCCGUCCGAGAAUUGCGAAGACAUCGAGGAACAAUCGGCCGUAAAAAUUCAAGCGGGCAUCAGAGGUUUCCUCGUCAGGAGACGACAGAAGAAACUCAACAGCCAGCACACAUGAUAUUACUUAUCUUAUAUUAAUUAAGGACGUUCGUUAUAAUAGAUUCUAACUGUGAAUUCUAAAAUCAACUUUACAAGAAACUCAUUUAAGCUAAUGAAAUAUCACGCAAUCGGGUUAGAUAUUAGGACUUUUCCACUUUCCACAUAUUCCACAAGAGAAUUAGCCAUUGAUGGAUUGAUUAACUAGAAUCCACUAAUUUUUAUAAGUACUUUAGUGCAUUUUAGAAUAAAUAGGGCGGGAAGAAAUGAGGGCAUGUUUAGUUUGAUUGAGAUUUAAUUCAAAUUUUGAAUCAAAAUUUUUUUAAUGUGAACUCAUUUCAUCUCACCCUAUACAUAAAACAAUAUUUUUAUAGAAAAUAGAUUAGCUUGUUAAUAGGGCAAUGAUAUCACGGCAUCAAUUGUUACAUAUUUUUAUUAAAUGCGCUCUAUUACAAAGUAAUAUUAAACUAUACUUAGUGAGGGGUAAAUGUGACUUUAAAAGGUAAAAAAUUACAAAAUUAGAAAAUAUUCAUAAUUAUCAUGUUUCUAAUAAUGACGUAUUUUAGCAUGUAAAAUUUCAGAAGUUGCUUAAUUUGUAAAACUAUGUGCUCAUAUUUCUUAAUCUCAAUAAAUGCUCAAUUUUACAUGCAUAA